Molecule: messenger RNA, 4686 nt
Organism: Fundulus heteroclitus (mummichog)
Lineage: Eukaryota; Metazoa; Chordata; Actinopteri; Cyprinodontiformes; Fundulidae
Gene: abl2
Product: c-abl oncogene 2, non-receptor tyrosine kinase
Exons: 11
Coding region: 447-4025 (1192 amino acids)
Biological process (GO): protein phosphorylation; regulation of apoptotic process
Molecular function (GO): non-membrane spanning protein tyrosine kinase activity; protein binding; ATP binding
Source: RefSeq, a predicted model, not a curated record
GAGCUGACAGGGGGCCGAGGCGAGCCCCCCCGCCUUGUGCAACACAGCCUCUAUUCUGCGGUAAAGAUGGUGGCGUCAGAGGGGGCGCGCUGCGGCUCGACAACGGUGAAACGGCUUUGAUUCGGUCCACUUUGACCGACUGAAGCCGUCGCGUUAGCUUUUCGUCGCUCCUCGUGAUUCACCGGGACCACCCGGGCAGAGAAAAUCGCUGUCACGGGCCGGGGGCUGGGGUUUUAUUGUUAGGGGCAGGCUGGGUGGGUUUCGGCUGGUAGCCGCUAUCGUUAGCCGAAGCCCGGCUAACUUCGGGCUAGCUCACGUUCGAGGAGAACACCGGAGGGAGGAUUGGGGCUAGGCCGCUGCAGCUCGGGGGGAAUGUGAACCGCGGGGACACGGUGGGGGGAGGUUUGCUUGCUUGGUCCCAAACGUCCUCGCGCAGAAGUACCGGGAUGGGACAGCAGGUAGGCCGCGUCGGGGAGGUUACAUCGACCGGACUCCAGCCGCCGCAGCCCCACGCGUCCCAGCCGCACCAGGGCAAGGGGAGCCGGGGGAGCGUCGCCGGGAGGAGACCCCGGGAACCCGGCUGCAACACCGGGAUACCACCGGGAAGGACAGCCGCGGUCAACGUUCCCGACCCCGGGAUAAAUAUAUUCACACAGCAUUCAGAAGCUCUGACCGAGGCAGUGCGAUGGAGCUCCAAGGAGAACCUGCUGGGUGCGACCGAGAGCGACCCCAACCUCUUCGUUGCGCUUUACGACUUUGUCGCAAGCGGGGACAACACGCUCAGCAUCACCAAAGGGGAGAAGCUGUGCGUGCUGGGCUACACCCAGAACGGAGAGUGGAGCGAGGUGCGGUCGAAGAACGGCCAGGGUUGGGUUCCCUCCAACUACAUCACGCCGGUCAACAGUCUGGAGAAGCACAGCUGGUACCACGGGCCCGUCUCCCGCAGCGCUGCGGAGUACCUGCUCUCCUCCCUCAUCAACGGCAGCUUUCUGGUCCGGGAAAGCGAGAGCAGCCCCGGUCAGCUGUCCAUCUCUCUGCGAUACGAGGGGAGAGUGUACCACUACCGCAUCAACACGGCCACUGACGGAAAGGUGUACGUCACGUCCGAGAGCCGCUUCGCCACCCUGGCCGAGCUGGUCCACCACCACUCCACCGUCCCCGACGGCCUGGUCACCACGCUGCACUACCCGGCGCCCAAAUGCAACAAGCCCACCGUGUACGGCGUUUCGCCCAUUCACGACAAAUGGGAGAUGGAGCGCACAGACAUCACCAUGAAGCACAAGCUGGGCGGGGGCCAGUAUGGGGAGGUGUACGUCGGCGUGUGGAAGAAGUACAACCUCACCGUGGCUGUCAAAACGCUCAAGGAGGACACUAUGGAGGUUGAGGAGUUUCUGAAAGAGGCGGCCGUUAUGAAAGAGGUCAAACACCCAAACCUCGUUCAGCUACUUGGUGUGUGCACAUUGGAGCCCCCUUUCUACAUUGUGACAGAGUACAUGCCGCAUGGCAACCUCCUGGAUUACUUGAGAGAUUGUGAAAAGUCGGAGGUGAACGCUGUGGCGCUGCUCUACAUGGCCACGCAAAUCUCCUCUGCCAUGGAAUACCUGGAGAAGAAGAACUUCAUACACAGGGACCUUGCAGCGAGAAAUUGCCUGGUGGGUGAGAAUCACGUCGUCAAAGUUGCAGACUUUGGCCUGAGCCGGCUGAUGACCGGCGACACCUACACCGCCCACGCCGGAGCCAAGUUCCCCAUCAAAUGGACGGCCCCGGAGAGCCUUGCCUACAACACCUUCUCCAUCAAGUCUGACGUCUGGGCAUUCGGCGUGCUGCUGUGGGAAAUCGCCACCUACGGCAUGUCUCCGUACCCAGGCAUAGAUCUGUCUCAGGUGUACGAUCUCCUGGAGAAAGGCUAUCGCAUGGAGCAGCCAGAGGGAUGCCCGCCCAAAGUCUACGAACUCAUGAGGGCAUGCUGGCAGUGGAGCCCUUUAGAUCGACCUUCGUUCGCAGAGAUACACCAAGCCUUUGAGACGAUGUUCCACGACUCCAGCAUUUCGGAAGAGGUUGCAGAGGAGCUGUGUAAGACGGCGUCGUCUGGUCACUGCGGGCCGGCCGGUCACGACACGCCCCUGUUGCCUUCCAAGUCCCGCACACUCCACAAGCACACAGAGAACAAGGAGAACAUCGAGGGUGGACUGGACGGGCACGCCGACCACAGCCCCCACAGCCACUCAGGUUGGGCUUCCACUUUGUUCGGAGGGGACAGCCGAUCCGGCAGCUCCCCGGCUCUCCCCAGGAAGCAGCAGCCGCGGGAUAAAUCUCCCAGCAGCCUUUUGGAGGAUGCGCAGGACAUUGGCACAUUCACGCGGGACCGCAAGACUGGCUUCUUCAGCUCCUUCAUCAAAAAGAAGUCCUCCUCCUCCUCCUCUUCCUCGUCUCCGUCUUCCCAGGUGCAGCAGAAUCUUCCCACGCCGCCCAAGAGGAGCAGCUCCUUCCGGGAGAUGGAGACGCAGCCUCACAAGAAAUAUGAACCCACGGCGGACUUCAGCGCACCUCCUCCCUUGCCCCAGUCCGAUAGUUUAGGGGGCUUUUCUGCCUCUCCCUCUCACUCCCACGGGGAAGCCACCCAGUCCCAGUCCCGCUGCUGCGGCGCUGCUUUCGGACAGAAACCCUCCGCCGGGGGCCUCGGCUCUCAGCUGACCAGCGGCAGCAGCUGGAGCGGGCUGGCUGGCUUCUUCACCCCCAGACUCAUCAAAAAGACUCUCGGGCUUCGUACUGGAAAAACGGCCUCCUCAGACGAGGGCGGUAUAGUCGGAGGGCCCAAACCCUUCCCCAGGUCCAAUUCUACCUCCUCGAUGUCAUCCGGGCUGCCGGACCUGGAGCGCAUGGCUCUGACUUUGCCGAGGAACCGCAGCGCUAAGCCUCCUCUGGAGAGGACUGCCUCCACGACCUCGCAGCCGGAGAACGGGGCUGCGCGUCCCUCGGAAAACCUGCUGAGGAGGAUGGAUGAGGGAACCGCACAGAUCAGGGAAAGGCCAAAAGCCAAGCUACUGCCCCGGGGUGCUGCUGUGGGGGCGAGGGCGCAGGGGGUCGGGGGCGAGGCGGCGGCGGAGCCAGAGGGUCGGGUUCGGGACGGCCGAGAAGAGGGCGGAGGGCCGGACAGGCAGCAGAGCUGGUCUUCUCCUUCCAAGAGCUCCAGUUCGACUCACAACCACAAAGUCCCGGUCCUCAUCUCCCCCACGCUGAAGCACAGCCCGGCCGACGUGCACCUGGUGGGGCUGGACUCUCAGGGGAAUCGCUUCAAGCUGCUGUCCGAGCACCCAGGCGAGCGGGACAGGCCGCGGCUGGUCAAGCCCCGCUGCGCUCCCCCUCCUCCUCCGACGCUGCGCGGCCUGCAGCAGUCCUACAGCUGUGACGGCGGCGAGGACCCGGCCGCCGCGCUCCCCGCGGAGGUCAACGGAGACGCGGUAAAAGGUCAGAGGUCGGGGCGAAUGUCCGGAGGGGCGACGACAGGUAGACCGUCUGUGCCACCACCGCAAGUGCCUCCUGCUUCUUCCUCCUCCUGCCCCGCCAGCGCCAACACGACGCCCACAAAAAUGGCAAACGGCGCCGCCACCACCGCCGCCGCCUCCUCACACGCGGCGCCAUCCUCUGGCUCCAAAGUGGUAAAGCGGCGGACCAGGCAGCAGGUGGAGAGGGUGCCCCUGGAGAGGGUGAGCCGCGAAGCCCUGCUGGAGUGCGCCGAGAGCCUGAGCAGCACGCUGAGCGCCAGCUGCGACAGCCCCUCCAGCAGCCAGGUGCUGGACGCCGGCCACCAGCUGCUGGACUGCUGCUCAGGCUACGUGGACUGCAUCCCUCAGAUGAGGAACAAAUUCGCCUUCCGCGAGGCGGUGGGCAAGCUGGAGCUGAGCCUGCAGGAACUGAGGGCCUCCUCUUCCGGAGGCGGGGGGCCGAGCGGCGCGGGGUCCAACACCGUGCUGGACAACCUGCACAACUGUAUCAGAGAGAUUAGCGACGUGGUACAGAGGUAGCCACUGUGAUCACCUCUCCUACCAGGCAAAUCACUUACAGUAUAUUCCGUUUUUUUUUGUUUUUGUUUCAAUGUUCCUGCUUCUGUGGACAGCUUUUUUUUGGGGGCACACAGAUCGAGCUCCGUCUCUGCAGUACCUCACAGAGUUCACUACAAAAAAAAAAAAAACACAACGUUUUAUUGUUUACAGAGACCCGUUUUCCUAAAAUGCCAGUGUGGACACUGAGUCGUUGCUCUUAGCUGUACAUAUUUUUUGAGAAAUGUUUCACUAAACUAAACGUGGUUCAAGUCACACGCAAUGUUUUGCUACGAUUUCUUUUUUUUUUUUUUUGGCCACAAAAAGCCUCUUUGUUACCCGAAUGUCGGAGCGUAUCAGCUGCGUAUGUCGUCAGCCAGGAGGACAGAGGGUGGAGGGCAGUCCUAAACUCGUCGUUUCACAAGUGUGUGGACCAUCAGCUGGAUGUAUUGUUUCACAGCGUGGAAUUGUGUGACCAUAAGCCAUUUAUUUUUUUUUUUUUUUUUUUUAGAUAAAGCCAUUGGGAAUGUAACGGUGUGGACCCACCUUAGGGGAUUCAAUAGCGUUCAAUGCUUGGGGGUGUCAAAUGUAACUUUAUGUGCAUCAGUUUAAGCUUUAUUUACAUUUCAAUCACUAUCUAGGAUUU